AUGGCUACCCGCAAACCCCGUCGAGCCAACAACUACAACAACCACAAUCACAAUCGCCGUCAUAGCCAGGGCAUUCAACCCUCGGAUUACGAUUCGGACUACCAAGUUUACAUUUCCGAUACACAGCAGCUCCAUGAUCAACAAGAGCAGGCCAUGCCUACUGCCCCUCUUCGCUCCAACGAGGAGCUUAACCUCUCUGUCCUGCGCCGCCAUAACCCCGCCGUGAACUCGAUCCAGUCCCUUGCGCCCUUCGCAGUCGUCUACAUAUUCAGUCCAGCUACACGGCAGUGGGAGAAGACAGGUGUUGAAGGAUCACUAUUUGUUUGUCAGCUCGUACCGGGGAGUCUAGGAGAGGAGCGAUAUAGUGUCUUCGUGCUUAACCGACGAGGUCUCAAUAACUUCGACCUUCUCUUGACGGACGGCGAGAACGUGGAACUCACAGAGGAAUACAUUAUUCUUAAAUCCGACUAUAAUGCUGAGACCGGUAAUGCGACGGCCCCAGCCACAACCAAUUAUAGUGGUAAACCUGCAGAGAACGGCGAUAUUCGCAUUUACGGCCUCUGGGUCUUCUCAGAGCCCCCGCCGAAUUCUACGGCGGAGACUCGCACUAUCAAUGCCCAAGUGAUCCGAGAGUGCGCCUUCCUUGCGGGUCAGAGUCUCAAGCUAGCGCGUGAACGGCUCGAAGCCACCCGCCAGAACGGUCUACAUGCGGCUGCAACAGCUGCUUCUGCGACUACAGACCCAUUGGAUGAAGUCCAGUCUAGUGUUCCCAUGGGCCGCCAAAUUUCACUUCGAGACCUGUUUGGCCAACAAAGGGUGCAGGAUGAUGCAUGGAGUGUCCGCGCGCAUAGUCAGGGACCGGAAGAACAGCAUCCCCCAAUGGGAUCAGUCGCAACAGUGGAAUCAAAACCGCAGCCGGACGUUCUAGGAGAUCUAUUUAGGAGAGCAGGCCUAGCAUAUCAGGGUGGCCCGAAUCCCUGA
Molecule: messenger RNA, 981 nt
Organism: Aspergillus ochraceoroseus IBT 24754
Lineage: Eukaryota; Fungi; Ascomycota; Eurotiomycetes; Eurotiales; Aspergillaceae
Product: Dcp1 family protein
Exons: 1
Coding region: 1-981 (326 amino acids)
Biological process (GO): positive regulation of catalytic activity; deadenylation-independent decapping of nuclear-transcribed mRNA; deadenylation-dependent decapping of nuclear-transcribed mRNA
Cellular component (GO): P-body
Molecular function (GO): mRNA binding; enzyme activator activity
Source: RefSeq, a predicted model, not a curated record